Westerdykella ornata is the source of this 1970-nucleotide messenger RNA. RefSeq names its product cytochrome P450. The coding region runs from base 156 to 1694 and encodes 512 amino acids. The record is from RefSeq and is a predicted model, not a curated record. Lineage: Eukaryota; Fungi; Ascomycota; Dothideomycetes; Pleosporales; Sporormiaceae. The transcript is spliced from 4 exons. Gene Ontology annotation, molecular function: iron ion binding; oxidoreductase activity, acting on paired donors, with incorporation or reduction of molecular oxygen; heme binding.
ACCGGUACGACCGUAGCUACGGUUUUCUCCGCGUUGUAUAUUAACCCUGAGAAUGCUUCUUCGUACGGAGGAGCUUCUCUUCCCCGCUAAUUCACUCUGUGAUUUUGGGCAGCUCUCCACAUUUACUGUCGAAGGUUGAAGACGAGGAGUUUGAAAUGGCUGUAUACUUCUUGGAAAAUCUGAAUGCGAUUGAUGUGCUUAAGACCGUGGGGAUAGGUCUCAUCUUGUACCCCAUCCUCACCGUCAUAUACAACAUAACCCUCCACCCUCUAUCCCGUUUCCCCGGACCUCUCCUAUGGGGAUGUAGCCGCCUCCGCUACAUGUACUCGAGCUGGUCGGGCUGGCUCCACUCCGACGUCGCGGCCUUGCACGAAAAAUACGGUAACGUAGUGCGUGUCGCGCCGAACGAACUGUCGUUCGCAGAUCCCCGUGUUUGGGAGGAUAUAUAUUCGAACCGGGGAUCUAGUCCGGCGUUCCCCAAGAGCCCAGUAUGGCAUGGUUCAACACCCGGUAAACCAGAUUCGCUGGCCAAUUUGAUCAGCAGUAAGAGGCACGCGGCUAUGAGGAGGAAGAUGGAGCCGGGGUUCACGGAGAGGGCAGUUGGGCAGCAGGAAGAGAUCGUGCAGGGAUUCGUCGGGUUGUUGAUGCAGAAAUUGAAGGGAAAAUGCGAGGAGAGUGACGACGGGUCGGCCGCGGUGGAUGUCGUCAAAUGGUUCACGUUCGUGACUAUGGACAUCAUCACCGAUCUCUCCUUCGGCGAAUCCUUUCACCUCCUCGAGAAAGAGGAAUUGGAUGAUUGGGUCGGCGUGGUUGUCAACUCGAUGAGGGUUUUUACAAUCAUGGCGACACUGCGCAACUAUCCAUGGCUGAACUGGUUGUUACAGAAACUGAUUCCCGCAAGCGCGAGAAGGAAAGCGGAUUGGCAUUGGCACACUGUCAUGCAGAAGGUGGAUCAAAGACUGGCCGAGGACACCAGGCGGCCGGACUUUUUGUCUCUGUGGCAGCGGGACGACAAAGGUGGGGAUGGCCUGGAAAAGGGCCACGUGUAUGCGAAUGCGUUCAUCAUGACUGUUGCAGGGAGCGAGACCAGCGCUGGGACCCUUACCGGAACGCUCAACAAGCUUCUGAAGCAUCCCGAGAUUCUGGAACGUCUGACAAAGGAAGUACGUUCUCGAUUCGCCCACGAGACGGAGAUCACUUUUGCUGCCUUGAAGGAGCUACCGUAUUUGAAUGCAGUAAUGAGCGAAGGUCUCCGGGUGUGCUCCGUCGUGCCCGGGCUCACCUUGCCACGAAUAACGCCGCCAUCAGGAGGCAUUGUCUGUGGAUAUCGAGUUCCUGGGAAUAUCUUCGUCGGCGUCCAUGUCCAUUCCACAAUGACUGGUAGUCGAUACUUUUUUGAAUCGACAGAAUUCCGCCCGGAAAGAUGGCUAGCAGAAGUCAAUCAAGAUCCAUCCUCGCCGUACUUCCACGAUCAGCGAAAUGGAGUACAGCCCUUCGGUAUCGGACCUCGAUCAUGCAUUGGAAAGCCGCUCGCCCUGGCUGAGAUGAGACUGAUCCUUGCCAGGUUGGUAUGGACAUUCGAUAUCGGACAGGCGGAGAGCGAGGCUGGCAAAGUGGUUUGGGAGGACCAGCGGGCGUUCACGGUAAUCGAUAAGAAGCCGUUCGAAGUUAGGUUGAGACCAAGAGUGCAGUAGAGAAUCUGCUUCGAGAUAUUGUCAUCUAGGACGUGAGACCUCGAAGUGAGUGAACAUAGUACUCAGGGAGGAGUUUGGAUACUUGUAUGCAUAUCACACAGAUACAGGAUCCUUCCUGUUCGCGUGUGACCGAAGCUUGCUCACAUGCGUUCACGUCUGCUACAGGUUGGUGUAUUGAUGAUGUUUAGGUCUCUUCCAAGGUCUCAGUGCGAGGAGGUUGGAAGGAGGUGAGGGGUUAUUCGAAGUAUUGGUCUUCGUAUGCAUCUUCUGCGUCCU